AUGCUGGCUGUCCAGAACAUGAAAGUUGGCCUUUUCCUUUUGUGGUGGCCAUGGGCUUUGGCUACUGAAAGCAGAGUGCACUGGCGAAAAAGAGACGUACAGGAGAUGUCGAAGAAAGGCAGCCCAGUUCUUAAACGCAGCCCUGAUAUUACCAAAUCGCCACUGACAAAGUCAGAACAGCUCCUGAGGAUAGAUGACCACGAUUUCAGCAUGAGGCCUGGCUUUGGAGGCCCGGCCAUUCCUGUUGGCGUGGAUGUGCAGGUGGAGAGCUUGGACAGCAUCUCAGAGGUCGACAUGGACUUCACGAUGACCCUCUACCUGCGGCACUACUGGAAGGACGAGAGGCUGUCCUUCCCGAGCACCAAAAACCUCAGCAUGACGUUUGACGGCCGGCUGGUGAAGAAGAUCUGGGUCCCCGACAUGUUUUUCGUGCACUCCAAGCGCUCCUUCAUCCACGACACCACCACGGACAACGUGAUGCUGCGGGUCCAGCCCGACGGCAAAGUGCUCUACAGCCUCAGGGUUACAGUGACCGCCAUGUGCAACAUGGACUUCAGCCGGUUUCCCCUGGACACACAAACGUGCUCGCUCGAAAUUGAGAGCUAUGCCUACACGGAAGACGACCUCAUGCUAUACUGGAAGAAAGGCAAUGACUCUUUAAAGACAGAUGAGCGGAUCUCACUCUCCCAGUUCCUCAUCCAGGAGUUCCACACCACCACCAAACUGGCCUUCUACAGCAGCACAGGCUGGUACAACCGUCUCUACAUUAACUUCACGUUGCGUCGCCACAUCUUCUUCUUCUUGCUGCAAACCUACUUUCCCGCCACCCUGAUGGUCAUGCUGUCCUGGGUGUCCUUCUGGAUCGACCGCAGAGCUGUGCCCGCCAGAGUCCCUUUAGGGAUCACCACGGUGCUGACCAUGUCCACCAUCAUCACGGGUGUGAACGCCUCCAUGCCCCGCGUGUCCUACAUCAAGGCCGUGGACAUCUACCUCUGGGUCAGCUUCGUGUUCGUGUUCCUCUCGGUGCUGGAGUACGCGGCCGUCAACUACCUGACCACCGUGCAGGAGAGGAAAGAGCGGAAGCCGCAGGAGAAGCUUCCCUGCACCUGCGGGUUGCCUCAGCCACACGCGGUCCUGCUGGACGGCAGCUACAGUGAUGGGGAGGUGAAUGACCUGGGCAACUACACGCCCGAGAACGGAGACAAGCCAGACAGGAUGAUGGUGCAGCUGACGCUGGCCUCGGACAGGAGCUCCCCACAGAGGAAAAGCCAGAGGAGCAGCUACGUGAGCAUGAAGAUUGACACUCAUGCCAUUGAUAAAUACUCCAGAAUCAUUUUUCCAGCUGCAUACAUCUUAUUCAAUUUAAUAUACUGGUCGAUUUUCUCAUAA
This is a messenger RNA of Lagenorhynchus albirostris (white-beaked dolphin), 1389 nucleotides long. RefSeq names its product gamma-aminobutyric acid receptor subunit rho-1. NCBI's taxonomy places the organism in Eukaryota, Metazoa, Chordata, Mammalia, Artiodactyla, Delphinidae. The transcript has 9 exons. Gene Ontology annotation, cellular component: membrane; neuron projection; synapse. Gene Ontology annotation, molecular function: extracellular ligand-gated monoatomic ion channel activity; neurotransmitter receptor activity; GABA-A receptor activity. Gene Ontology annotation, biological process: chemical synaptic transmission; signal transduction; regulation of membrane potential. The record is from RefSeq and is a predicted model, not a curated record. The coding region runs from base 1 to 1389 and encodes 462 amino acids.